Molecule: messenger RNA, 324 nt
Organism: Kickxella alabastrina
Lineage: Eukaryota; Fungi; Kickxellomycota; Kickxellomycetes; Kickxellales; Kickxellaceae
Product: yippee zinc-binding protein
Exons: 2
Coding region: 1-324 (107 amino acids)
Cellular component (GO): ubiquitin ligase complex
Source: RefSeq, a predicted model, not a curated record
AUGGAUGACAGUGGGAUCUACGAGUGCUCCAACUGUGGCACCCACUUGGCGCAAAAGGACCAGAUAUACUCAAAGGAGUACAACGGUCAAUAUGGCCGCGCAUAUCUUUUCAACAAAGCCAUCAACAUUUGCCCUGGCGAAGAGGAUAAGCGGUCUAUGACUACUGGGGUGCACAUUGUUCGAGACAUUUCGUGCAUGGACUGUAGAAAAUACGUUGGCUGGAUGUACAUCACGGCGUUUGAGCGCAAACAAAAGUUCAAGGAGGGCAAAUUCAUCCUCGAGAAAGAGCUUAUAAACGAUGUUACGCAAGAAUGGAAGCUUUGA